Molecule: messenger RNA, 1197 nt
Organism: Rotaria sordida
Lineage: Eukaryota; Metazoa; Rotifera; Eurotatoria; Philodinida; Philodinidae
Source: the annotation of a GenBank genome assembly
AUGAACAGAGUUUCAGUUUGGCAAGAAUUCAAUGCAUGCCAAUUUGUUGUUUCAUUUUGUUUACUUAUCUUUAGUAUUCUUUAUGCUUUUCGUGAACAGUCAUUCAUUUAUUGGCCAUAUUGGUUGGUUUUUUUACCAUUAUUUAUUUGGAAAAGUUUGGCAAUUGUAGGAGCUAUUAUUGGUAUUUGUACUUAUUGUUGCAUUCGAUCGAGAAAUCGUGAACGUAAUUCACCAAUUCAAUGUCGAGCAUUAUUUUUUAAUUUAAUUGAAACAAUUCUUUUACUUUUUUUUGAAAUCUUAGUAUGUUAUAAUCUUGGUCAACCCUAUGGUUCUGACUCUCGUUUAACAUGGAUUAUUUGUUUUUUACCACUAAUUAUUCUUUCAAUUAUAUCCGUAUUUACUUAUGUUUGGUUAUUACGUCAUGGUCGAUCUUGGGAGAUUCAAGCAUUAUUUGUUGUUAAUAUUCUACAAUUUAUUUUUUUUGCUCUUAAAUUAGAUAAUAGUAUUAUUACAUGGAACUAUGCGGCAGUAUUUAUUCCACUAUGGAUUGUAAUGGGUAUAUCAAUUAUUUUUUGUGUUGGUCGUCUCAUAUGGACAUUUGUACAUUAUCAUCGUAAUGAUAUUAAUCAAAUUGCAAAUGGACAACAAAGAUUAAAUCGACGAUAUUGUCAUAUUUUAGCAAGCCCAACUGUUGGACAUAUAUAUGUACUUUUAUUUUUACUUAUUUUUCAAAUUCUUUUAGUCUUGUAUUUAGAACGUAUUUUUGAUCUUUCAUUUAUUGUUGUUUGUCUACCAUUGUAUUUUGCAUUAAUUAUACUUAUUUAUAUGUCAUUUGGUAGUCGAGUACCAGCUAAUCAUUGGUGGUUCGGUUUACGACAAGAUGCAUGCGAGUGGCUUUUACAUUUAUGUCCGAUAUUUGAAACCUAUGCCAAUAUUGAAUAUAAUUUUACUACAUCAAAUUCUCCAACAAUAUCAUUGCAUAAUGUUAAUUCAAUAAGAGUAAAUUCACCAGUAAUAUCGAAUGAUAAUCUCGAAUCAUCUCGUCGUCAUCAUCAUAGACAUUCACGUAGAUUUUUUUUUCGUAAAAAUUCAUCUUCAUUCUAUGAUCAAACUAAAAAUGAUCAUCUUGAAAAUGAAUUAUUAACAACAGUAAUAUUACCUUCAUCAAAUAUUUUAAAAUUGCAUGAACCUGAUUAA